UACUGAACUCGACACACUAUAAAGGAAGAGGACCUAUUUGUAAAUUUCAGAAAAUGGAGCGACUGUAUGAUCAAACUCUUUUGGAAAUGGAAGCGAACCCCUCUCUCUUCAAAAUCCAAACAGAAAUCAUGGGCAAUGAAGGUGGAAAACGACGGUAGCACCUAAAAGAAGGCUAUUCUUGCAGCGUUCUUCCGAAAUUAGAUCCUGGUCUCAUCACAAAGAAGGGGGAAAAGAGCUCAAAAGAGAGAGACUUAGGCUAGCUUUGCAUUUUGGACCAUGUUCGCCACUGCAAUCAGGUGCAUUGCCAAGAAACCCAAGCCCAAGCUUAAACCAAUAGAGCUGAAGACCCCACCUGAACAAACCCAAACGAUCACACGGGUCCUAUUCGAUAUUGUCAAGGAGCAUGGCCCGCUCACCAUAUCAGAAACGUGGGAACAUGUUAAGGAUGUUGGAUUGAGAGGAUUAACCAGCAAGAGGCACAUGAAAAUACUGCUAAGAUGGAUGAGGGAGAGGCAGAAGUUGCGGCUAGUCUGCAACCACGUCGGCCCCCACAAGCAAUUCCUCUACACCACCUGGUUCACCAACCCCAAAAUCAUGCCACAGCCCAAAUCAAGAACGGAUUCUUCACAUUAAUGCAAACAGGGAAAUCAAUCCAAAUUGCCAAACCUCUAUGGAUGGCCUUGAAGGAGAAUUGGAGUUUGGGAAUACUGAUUCACUGCAUCCAAGUCGGAAUGGUGAUCUCCAAGAAGAAGAAUAUAAGCUUGGCUACGAGGCCCAACAACAUCGUUAUGCGCAACCAAUAGCUAGAGGGGUGAACAACCUACGAUGGGAUCAUCCAAUUUAUCCCGAACGAGGAAGGAAUACUCGCUCUUCGGAUCCUGCUAAGCAUGUCAAGAUUGACAUUUUAGAUUAUGAUGGUAAUUUGGAUCCCAAGGUGUUCAAUGACUGCCUAAAGUUAAUGGAGCAGUAUUUUCGUUAGUACAAAAUGAAAGAAGUUGUCAAGUUACGUUUUAUUGUCCUGAAAUCUAAGAGCGCAACUCAAGACUGGUGGUACACCAUUGAAGAAGAUUUGCAACUAUGUGGCUUUCUUCUUGUAAGCAAUUGGAGGAAAUGAAGGCAAGAUUGAAGUGAAUGUUUUUGCCGUUGGAUUAUGAGACGACUUCUUUUCAAGAGCUC
This is a messenger RNA of Magnolia sinica, 1176 nucleotides long. RefSeq lists its product as uncharacterized. NCBI's taxonomy places the organism in Eukaryota, Viridiplantae, Streptophyta, Magnoliopsida, Magnoliales, Magnoliaceae. The transcript has 4 exons. The record is from RefSeq and is a predicted model, not a curated record. Bases 277 to 633 code for a protein of 118 amino acids.